This is a messenger RNA of Alternaria infectoria, 1422 nucleotides long. RefSeq lists its product as uncharacterized. Bases 1 to 1422 code for a protein of 473 amino acids. Gene Ontology annotation, biological process: secondary metabolite biosynthetic process. The record is from RefSeq and is a predicted model, not a curated record. Gene Ontology annotation, molecular function: oxidoreductase activity, acting on CH-OH group of donors; flavin adenine dinucleotide binding. Lineage: Eukaryota; Fungi; Ascomycota; Dothideomycetes; Pleosporales; Pleosporaceae. The transcript is spliced from 5 exons.
AUGAAUGACAAACAGGCUUUGCUGUUCGUUGGUCAGACUGUCGGUGGCAGUAGCGCCAUCAACGGCCAGUACUUUGAUCGCGGAUCUAGACAUGACUAUGACGCUUGGACUCAGAUUGGAGGUCCUGAGUUUGCAAACAGUACGGCCAAGUGGGAUUGGGAGAGCCUGUUUCCCUACUUCAAGAAUAGCGUGACCUUCACUCCACCAGAGCCAAGCGUGGUGGAACAGUAUGGGUUCACUUGGGACAUGUCCGCGUAUGGCGGCACGACUCCCAUCCAUUCGAGUUUCCCACCUUUUCUAUGGGGCGACAUUCACCUCGCGAGGGAUGCUUGGAGAGACAUGGGUAUCCGGGCCCUGGACGAGUGCGCAGUCACGGCCAGGCGCUCGCACGCUGGUCUGGGCCACUACUCCGACGUUUCGGGUAGACCAAACUACGACUUGCUGGUCAAGCAUCAGGUCAUAAGGGUUGUCUACACUGACGGCGUCUCACACGGGCCACCACGGGUAGAGAUACGAUCUCUUUCUAACGAUGAAGUGUUCAAUUUAACCGCCAAAGCCGAAGUCAUCAUUUCUGCCGGCGCAAUGCACACGCCUACCAUCCUACAAAGGAGCGGCAUUGGACCUGCGGCUCUCCUCGAUGACUUGAACAUCACCGCAGUACUGGAUCUUCCUGGUGUGGGCUCAAACUUGCAAGAUCACUCUUCUCCCGGCAUAUCGUGGAACUAUACGAAGCCUGGCAACUUCUCCAAUAUGCCUUCAGACAUGCUUGAUCCUGCUUAUGCCGCCAGAGCAGUGUCAGAGUUCAAUAUGACGCCAGCACGAGGCCCUUACACGUUGGCCAUGAGUAAUACUGCCCUGUACAUCUCACUUCCUAACGUGACCGAGGAGUACAUGGAAAUUAUUGAGGAAAUGCGCAAGACGGCUGAUAGCGACUCAGCGGCUGCUCAUUUGCCUGAGAACUCCGACCCAAGCCUUGUUGCUGGCUACAAACGUCAGCUUCACGUCCUUGCCGACUUUCUCGCAAACCCAGAAGCCCCCAGUGUAGAAGUGCCCUUUGCGACUGGGACGACUAUGCGUCCUAUUAUUCUCCAUCCACUAAGUCGCGGUACUGUUCACCUCAAUUCAACCGACCUGUUAGCUCAGCCCAUACUUGAUUACCGCGCUGGCUCCAGUCCCGUCGAUUUUUCCAUUCAUAUUGCGCAUAUCAAAUGGCUUCGUAAGGUAUUGGAUACUCCGACUAUGCGCAAAUAUGGUGCAGUUGAAGUCACUCCUGGCCCAGCUGUUCAGUCAGACGAAGACCUCAAGUCUUACAUCAAGGGUUCCAUGGUACUCUCGCAUCUGCACCCAUGCUGCACAGCUGCGAUGAUACCCAGGAAUCUGGGAGGCGUGUAUUCUGCCUUUCCUACCAAGUGCACACACUAG